This is a messenger RNA of Solanum tuberosum (potato), 1685 nucleotides long. RefSeq lists its product as uncharacterized. NCBI's taxonomy places the organism in Eukaryota, Viridiplantae, Streptophyta, Magnoliopsida, Solanales, Solanaceae. The record is from RefSeq and is a predicted model, not a curated record. The transcript has 2 exons. Bases 6 to 1532 code for a protein of 508 amino acids.
CUCAAAUGAACCAUGAAGCAUCCAUGGUUAAUCUUGUUGAUAAUGAUGAAAUAGAUGAUGAUGAAGUUGAAGUGAAUAUGCCAAUGGGGCCACCCUCAAAGCAUCAAAGGAUGCCUUCAAGUAGUGGGAGUGGGUCUUCCAUCAAUAGCACUAUCAAGGGUCCUAUGAAUCUCUAUUUCUCGCAAAAACCAAACGAAAAAAGAAAAGGUGGACCUAUUGACUUAGAAUCUUCUAGAAAGAUUUUGAGGGAUCGUGUUGUAUCUGCUUUUGCUAGGUGGAUGUAUGAUGCAGGGCUUCCUUUCAAUUGUGUUAAUUACACAGAGAGUUUUUGUGAAUUCAUUGAGGCAGUCGGCCAAUAUGGCCCUGGAAUGAAGCCCCCCACCUAUCAUGAGGUAAGAGUUUCUUUUAUAAAUAAGGAGGUGAAAAAGACAAACAAGAUAGUAGAACAUAAGGUUCAAUGGAAAACGUAUGGUUGUUCCAUUAUGAUGGAUAAAUGGACAGCAAGGAAUGGAAAAAUGGUCAUUAAUGUUUUGGUGAAUUCUCCAAGAGGGAGUGUGUUUCUUGAAUCUUAUGAUGCUAGUGACUCUUCUACCGAUUCUAAUAAGAUGUUUAACUUGUUUGAGAAGACUAUCAUGAAGAUAGGCAAGGAAAAUGUGGUACAAGUUGUGACUGAUAAUGCAAGUGAGAACAAAAAAGCGGGUAACAUGUUGAAGGGAGUGUUCCCACAUAUUUUCUGGACUCCUUGUGAUGCUCACUAUAUCAAUUUGAUGUUUGGUGACAUUUUCAAAGAAGCCCCGUAUUCUACAGUUUUUGGUAAGGCAGUUAAGGUACAUGCUUAUAUCAAUCAAAGGGCAUUGUUGUUGAAUAUGAUGAGGAGAUACACAAAGCAAAGAAAUUUGGUAAAACCCGCCAAGACAAGAUUCGCAACAGCUUUUUUGACUUUGUAUAGUUUUUAUAAGCAAAAGAAAAAUUUGAGAACUUUGUUUAUGUCAACUGAAUGGAAUGAGAGUAUCUAUUCAAAGGAAACUCUUGGUAAAGAAGUUGCAAGACACAUCAUUAGUCCAUUUUUUUGGAAUGACGUUGUUCAAGCACUUAGAGUUGGUGGUCCUUUAAUUCAUGUACUUCGUAUGGUGGAUGGGGAGAAAAAACCACCAAUGGGUUACAUUUAUGAAGCCAUGGACAGGGCCAAAGAAAGUAUUGAAAAGGCAUUCAAUUAUGAUACAAGGAAAUAUAAGAGUGUUUUUGAAAUCAUUGAUGCAAGGUGGACAGAUCAACUUCAUCAACCUUUGCAUGCAGCGGGACACAUUUUGAACCCAGGGCUCUAUUAUAAAAAUAAUGACAUGAAGACUUUAACUGAAGAUGUGUGGCAGGGAUAUCAUAAAUGUGUUGAGAGGAUGAUCCCAGAUAAAAAUUUGCAAGACAAAAUAGGGGAGGAGCUUGGUGUGUACAUGAAAGCGGAUGGCCUACUUGGAAUUGAAUCAGCCAUUAGAGCUAGAACCUUAAGGUCACCAGGUGAGAAUUUCAUCUUUUAAUUGUGUUUAAAGCUUCAACUUUUAAGUUAUUACACAUCUUUUAAAAUAACUCUUCUACAGUUGAAUGGUGGAUGCAAUAUGGUCAUAAUGUCCCAAACUUGCAACAGUUUGCUAUUAGAGUGCAAAGUUUAACUUGUAGCGCAUCCGGUUGUG